Messenger RNA from Paracoccidioides brasiliensis Pb18, 1044 nucleotides. RefSeq lists its product as uncharacterized. The transcript has a single exon. The record is from RefSeq and is a predicted model, not a curated record. The coding region runs from base 1 to 1044 and encodes 347 amino acids. Gene Ontology annotation, molecular function: oxidoreductase activity, acting on the CH-OH group of donors, NAD or NADP as acceptor.
AUGAGAGUCACAAGCGGAAACCUGGCGAUACCGCGGGGUUCCCUCAUCGUGGUCACCGGCGCUAACGGAUACAUCGCUAGCCAUAUCGUCAACCAACUGCUCCAGGCCAACUUCCGUGUGCGGGGCACAGUGCGCAAUGUCACCAAAAACCUCUGGCUCAACGACUAUUUCACUUCCAGGUAUGGAGCUGGAAAGUUCGAGCUCGUCGAAGUGCCCAACAUGGCCGUUGCGCACGCUUACGACGAAGCUGUAAAAGGUGCAGCAGGUCUGAUACACACCGCCACCCCAGUCCUGGUAUCCUACGACCCCAACGAAGGGAUUCCUAUGGUUACCAACGGCACCAUAAACACUCUAGAGGCUGCGCGGAAGGAACCGUUAAUAAAACGAGUGGUACUGACGUCCUCCUCUACGGCGGCCGCAAGCCCACAGCCAAAUGUAGAGUUUACCAUGGAUGAGGGAACGUGGAACGAGGAGAUUGUGCGAGCGGCGUGGGCCCCCCCGCCGUACGAAGGGCUGCAACGGCGCCACAAUGUCUACGCAGCCAGCAAGACGCAAGGCGAGAAAGUAGCGUGGAAAUGGAUGAUAGAGAAGCAACCGAAUUUCGUGCUGAACACAGUUCUGCCCAAUGCGAACUUUGGCAAGGUGCUCAGUCCGCAGCAUCAGGGGUUUCCUUCCACGGCGGGGUGGGUGAAAGCCGUCUGGGAAGGGUUCAGGGGUCAGUAUGCGGAUGAUGUGUUUAACAAACCGCAAUAUUACGUUAAUGUGCGAGACGAUGCGCUGGUGCAUAUUGCUGCGUUGAUAUAUGAAGAUGUACGGGCGCAGCGCCUUUUUGCGUUUGCUCAACCUUACAAUUGGAAUGAUAUCCUGGCAGUGAUGAGGAAGUUGUAUCCCGGAAGGGAGUUUAUUGAUGACAUUCCUGAUCUGGGCAAGGAUGUAAGCAAGGUUACGAAUCAAGAAGCUGAACAUUUGCUAAACAGGAUAUCGGGGGCCAGUUGGACCAGUCUGGAGCAGACGAUUAAAGAGGCCACGGAGGAUUUUCUGUAA